Molecule: messenger RNA, 165 nt
Organism: Peronospora matthiolae
Lineage: Eukaryota; Oomycota; Peronosporomycetes; Peronosporales; Peronosporaceae
Source: the annotation of a GenBank genome assembly
AUGAGUCCGGAUCGUGUCGCGAUCGCGAACGGCCUCGAGACACUGCUGUUCCCAGUUCGAUACUUGAUUACGCAGACGAUCCACCUGGGUGUCCCGGUCCGCGAUAUCCGAUCGCAGCCGUUGCAGCUCCGUCUCUACGAGCUCUUGUUCACGAAGGCAGUCUAG